Molecule: messenger RNA, 10472 nt
Organism: Ostrea edulis (European flat oyster)
Lineage: Eukaryota; Metazoa; Mollusca; Bivalvia; Ostreida; Ostreidae
Product: neural-cadherin-like
Exons: 36
Coding region: 272-9043 (2923 amino acids)
Biological process (GO): homophilic cell-cell adhesion
Cellular component (GO): catenin complex; plasma membrane
Molecular function (GO): calcium ion binding; cadherin binding
Source: RefSeq, a predicted model, not a curated record
AGAAUCACUCAGGUGUGACGUUUAGGUAGGACGCGCUUCAAUACCUUAACGGUCGUGGGAUUAUUCAUACGAAUUUGUCAUCGCUUUUGAAUUACAGGAAGGGAGUUUCACAAUGUGAGUUUUCGUUUUCGAAUUUCUGCGAUCAUUUCGGAGUUUUUGUGAUAAUAUUCAUCUGUGUUGUAUUUUCAUGGACAAAUCCAGGUAGGCCAUACCUGGUUAUUGAUUCGUAAUUAACACUGGUUCGCUGUACUACAGUAUAAACACAUUCAAAAUGGCGGAUUCGGUACAGUUUACAAACACUACCUGUAUGUGUAGCAUUUUAAUAGUGACCAUCGUGUUUACUUUGUUACGUAGUGUGACAUCAGACUCUGUGACACCGGUUAUAGUGCCAUCUACAGCAGAGGUUGGAUAUAAAGUCUUAAAACUUGGUUGUUCUAAAUCAGACUUACAACUCAGAACCAAAGAUCCUUUUGGGGACUUUUAUGACAAUUUUGCCCUGACUGACACCGGUGAAUUGGUCCUCAGAAGGACGGUCCCUCACCUGGGAAGACAGGGGUACAAACUGACUGUCAUAACCCACAGUGGCUGUUACGAUAACGUCCCCACGAAAAGGACGUUUACGUUAGAUAUCUCUCCCCGUGAGACGGAUGUUUUCCCUGAUAGAGUGUACACAGGUUACAUACUGACCACCGAGAAAUCGGACUCAAUGGUCACCAACCUGUCCCGCAUCCAUGUGCAUAAAGUCCCACAACAAGAGUUUGUUUUACAGGGAUUUUAUUCCGAUUAUUUUAAAAUUCUGUCCAGUGAUGUAACUAAUGAAAUCCGAGUUGUUCUGCAAAAGGAAUUUCCUUCAGCGAUUUCCAAACGCGCGUGGUAUUUCAGCCUUUUAUCCAAAGUCGGUAGUGAAAUAACUGGACACGCAAAUGUCGAGAUUCUGCUUGUUGACAACCCUUACCCAAAACACGUCCAGUUACAAUCAAUGUCAGAGAAUAACCUGAGGUCACUUCACCUUACUGCCAAGUUUAAUCAAGAUCCGCCAAACAUUGUCCGUUCUCGUGUUCUUCGACGGAGACGGCAGACAAGCGGCACCAAGAAGCAAACUGUGCAGCUGCAAGAAAAUGCGACGGGGGUAAUUUUCACCGUGGAUUCUGGACAACCCCAAGGAACAAACAUUCAGUUUGAGAUCCGCGCCUCGACACCAGAAGACAUUUUUCUCAUUGACCGGAGUACUGGAGAAGUAACCUUAAAGUCCAAUGCUAAACUUGACUUUGAUUACAACGGAGUUAGAAAAUACGUCAUAAACAUUGACGUUAAACGGCAGGAAGACAGCACAGUUCUACAGCAGGUAGAAGUAACAGUCGAUGUGCUCAAUGUAAAUGAUGAGCCACCAAGAUUCAUCACCAAACCCACCCCAUAUCUGGCAGUGGUGGCUACUGAUGCCCAGGCUGGUGUGUCUGUUUUCCGGAUUGAGGCUGAAGAUGUAGAUGGAGGAACUGAUGCUGUCAAGUACUUCAAGGAGAGUGUGGGAAGCAGUCCAUAUUUUGAAGUAGGCCAGGAUACAGGCAUCAUCAGAACAACAGAGGCCAUCACCAGCGGCUUGGACUAUGUUAUCAAAGUGUAUGCCAUCGACUCUAAGGCAGAAAUUCAGCAAAAGACAGGCCCCGUCAACAUCAACAUACGUCGAGGACAGAGGGCGCCCCAGUUCUACUCCUCGUCGUAUGAAGCAUCUGUAGAAGAAUCUAACCAGGCGGAUCAGACGUUUCAGGCUAUUGAUGCAGAUGGAAACAAUGCGUCAAUCACAGCCAAGAAUUUCCAGGUGGGCGGGACCACCAAAUACUCAGUGUACGAGUCCCCCACUGCUAUAUCUACUAGGUUUGCAAUUGAGGAUGGGAUGGUCAAGACACUUAGGACAUUGGACUAUGAGAGUGACCAACAUAAGUUUGUCCUGACAGUCAGAGCAGAAGACACAAUUUCUGGACUUAGCAGUGAUGUAAAGCUGACAGUAAAUCUGCUGGACAGAAAUGAGUUCACGCCUCUCUUCAGUAAAUCCACUUUUACAACCACGGUAAAGGAAGACAUUCCAAGAGGAACCUCUGUCAUUGAAGUGUCUGCAUCUGACAAAGAUGGCAGUACAAUUCUGUCGUACACGGUGACUGACCCAAUUUUCUCAAUCACCACCACAGGGAAUGGACAAGUCGGGGUCAUUCAUACCAAUGGGACCCUUGAUUAUGACAGAAAAUUUCCUCAUUAUUAUGAAUUUAAAGUGAUUGCCUCAGACAAUGGUGUAGAGCCUCGAACGGCAGAGGCCCGGGUUAUCGUUACAACCAACAACACAAACGAUCAGGCCCCAGAGUUUGAUGACAAUAAGGUAGCUACUCUGAUGGGCAAUGCCCAGCCGGGCUCAACGGUCAUCAUUGUUCGAGCAGUGGACGAGGACGGGGACAAGGUCACUUAUAGUUUUGAUGGUGGACGGACAGUUAGUGACGUGUUUGAAAUUGACCCCGCUUCUGGGCGUAUAAGCCUAAGGGCUGGACAGUCGCCUCCAUCAGAUAGGGACCAGAUUUUCCUGAAUGUCACGGCUAAGGAUGAUGGUUCCUGCUGCGAUGGUCCAGGGAAAAUCCUGAGCAGUACGGCAACGAUUACAAUAAAUAUCGAAGAUGAGGAGAACGUCAAACCUCGAUUUGUGAAUUGUGCAUACACGCCAACUGUUACCGAGGAACAGGAUCCUGGUGUAUUGGUUCAGAAGGUGAGUGCAACGGACCCAAACCGAGGACAGAAUGGCAAGCUGGAGUAUUCCAUCACCAGCAUCAAGGAACUGGACGACUCUCAAGAAAAGAACUAUUUCAGUAUCAACUCCUCCACAGGGGAAAUCUACACACGAGAGAAACUGGACAGAGAGACGCAGUCAUCCAAGAAUCUGUUCAUCACCGUCAAAGUUCAGGACAAGGGAAGUAACCCUUUGGAUGAUUAUUGCACAUUUGCCGUCACAAUCCAGGAUAUCAAUGACAAUGAUCCAGAAUUUGGCACGUCGCGGUAUGAGGGUCGGGUUCUGAAAUCGGCUGCUGUAGGACAAAAAUUUCUGACGAUCAAAGCAACAGACAAAGACCUGGGAGAUAACGCCAACAUAAAAUACUCACUUAAAACCAACCCCAACGGCCUGUUCCAAGUAAACGUAGACACCGGAGACAUCGAAGUAGCCAAGUCCCUCCAGUCAGCGGGAUCCCAAAUCACUUUGGUUGCCACAGCAACAGACCAGGGUACUACACCACGAUCUACUGAUGUGAACAUCGAUAUUUCGGUGACCACAGACUCUGAUGUCCUGCCCCCAUUGUGGACCCCAUUAAACCCAACCUACACAGUGAAGGAGUCAGAGGGGGUGAACUUUGUGAUUGCUACCUUAACAGCCCAGAACCGCAUCACCAACAUCCCAGAUUCUUCAUUGAUUUUCAACAUGGUGAUCAACAACAAUGGGCAGACCGAGCUUUCAGACAGAACAGAGAAAUUCAUCAUCCUGAGCGGUGCAGACAGAGUUAACCUCACGAUACUGGAAAUCCUGGACUACGAAACUCAGAAAGAGUACACACUCAAUCUCCGUGCUUCAAACAUCUUCAACACACCCAUCAACAGCGACAAUUACCCCAAAAUAGUUGUACAAGAUGCCAAUGAUGAGAUUCCGAAAUUUCUCAACAUUGAUCCCCAGAAUGGAAACAUAGGCCUGAGUGUACUGGAGAAUGAGGCAGCGGGAACACCCGUGCAGAGCGUCAGCGCUAUUGAUGCUGAUGAAACAGAGGCCUUUAAAAAGGUGACGUAUGCCCUCCACCCUGAUGGUAGUACCACCACAGAUCAGUUUGCAAUCAACCCGACCACAGGUAUGAUCACGACUCGCGUCCAGUUUGAUCGGGAAUCCACGGAUUUCUACAUCAUGAAGGUCUUUGCUAUAGAUGGUGCUCCGUCUUCCAGAGACUCGUCUGGGGCUCACAACACAGGGUCGGCUGUGGUGAGGGUAUCCAUUAAAGAUGUAAAUGACAACAAUCCAUACUUUGAGGAGAGUCUUUACUUUGCCUCGGUCCGAGAGGACUCUUUUACUGGUCAGUCCAUCACAACUAUUGCAGCCAAAGACCCAGACGAGGCCACAUUCACAUAUUCCCUAUCCGGCUCGAGUCUCUUUGCUGUCAAAUCUGGAACGGGAGAAAUUUAUGUAGCAGGAAAUCUGGACUAUGAGACUGAACCUAAUGUGUACAACGUCACUCUUGUGGUGAAUGAUGGGAAAUUCAGCAAUCAGACAACGGUACAAAUCACUAUUAUUGACACAAAUGACAACUCUCCCAAGUUUGAGCAGAACACCUAUGCAAUCCGAACCCUGGAGGAAGGAAAAGUGUAUAACCAAGUUCUCAUUACUGUUCGUGCUACAGACCCUGACAUACACAGAAAUCCUAGGAAUGAAAUCGAGUACUCCUUGUCUCAGGAUGAUGCGGUCAUUAACAGUCUCUUCACCAUCAACAAAAAUACAGGUGCAAUAUCCAUUAAUGGGGAGCUGGAUCGCGACAAACCAAAUGGUCGAGAGGUAUACCAAUUUACUGUUCUAGCGAUUGACGAGCCUACAGCGGAUUCGCACUUGACUGGUUAUGCAACGGUCCAGGUAUUUCCACUGGACAUCAAUGACAACAGUCCCCAGUUUGAUCCUAACUCUCUGAUUGGCGUUGUCAAUGAAAUGUCGGCACCAGAUGUUUUGGUGAUGACGAUUAGCGCCACUGAUAAUGAUGACGGGGACAAUGCCAAAGUCAGCUACGCCAUCACCGCGGGAACACAGCUGCCACGCGAGGCGUUCCGAAUCAACGAGAACACAGGGGAGGUGUAUACCACAGUUUCCGAUUUGGACCGUGAGAAACACCCAGUGUACACGUUCACAGUUGUUGCUAAGGAUGCUGGAGCUCCUACAUCGCUGUCAACCACUGCCACGGCAACAGUAAACAUCAAGGACAUUAACGACAAUGAACCGGUGUUUGAGGAGAAUAUCUACCGCAUAACGAUUCCAGAGACCCAGGAGGGGCUUAUCAUCACUAUAAGGGCAAAUGACCUUGACAUAGAUGACACCCUGACCUAUAGCCUGAUUGGUCCCAAUGACAGAACACAUUUCCAGAUCACAGUUGAUGGACGCGAUGGGCGCCUGGAAGUGUAUACUAGACCUGACUAUGAGACUCCGGCCCAGAGGUUCUUUAAUCUGACAGUUCAAGUCAGCGAUGGUAAAUUUACCGACAUCACAUACAUCGAGAUCACGGUAGAAGAUGUGAACGAUGAAAUCCCGAUUAUCACGCCACAAAAUGUAGAAAUUAACCGAAUGGAGAAUGUCGCUAUCGGAGAUAUCCUGGCUAAUUUUGUGGCUUCUGAUCGGGACGAAGGCAUCAACGGGUUGUUUGACUUCUAUGUUUCUCGAAAACCAAUAAGUGAAAAACCAGACUACUACUUCAGGAUUAUGCAGACUAAUGAAAAUGGCACGGUUAUCCUGAAAAAUUCCCUGGACCAUGAGACAAUAACCAGACACAUUGUUAGAAUUCUGGUCAUUGAUAGAGGAAUCCCACCAAAUACUGGUACCGCCACUCUGACGAUAAACGUAGGGGAUAUUAAUGAUGAGGACCCGACCUUCAUGGCUCGCCCUGAGCCCAAGGUCAUGGAGGGCAGUCCUCCCAAGCAGGUGACAGUGCUUUAUGGAGUCGAUCCGGAUGGUAGUCCAUAUGGGGGCCCUUUCACCUUUAAUUUGGACUGUGCAAACUCCAUUUGCAACAAGUUCUCAUUGCAGGAAAAUCCUUCUGGAGAUAAUGGCAAUGGUAUUGCCACAAUCAGAUCACUAGUGAAAUUUGACCGAGAGGAACAGAAGUUUUACUACCUCCCGAUCGUGAUGACGGACAUGAGAGGUCAUCCAGAUCAACCAACGCUCGGUCGAACCGCAACCAGUACACUGACAAUUGAGAUCGGGGAUGAGAAUGACAACCCACACUCGCCAGCUCAUCAGAAUAUCCAUGUGUAUAAUUAUAAAGGGUUAUUUGGUAACAUUGACAUCGGCCAAGUGUCCGAUACAGACUUGGAUGAUGAUGAUUUAGAUGAUAAAACAUUCACUCUUCUGGGUCCAGUGCAAGGCUUGAUGUAUUUUACUGUUAACAAGGAUUCGGGAAUGAUCCGAAUGCUGGAGCAUGUUCCCCCCACUAGAACGGGCUACCCACUGCAGGUCAAAAUCUUUGACAGGGUGUUCAGCAAUCUUAACGUUGUCUCCACGGUAACAGUCUACAUCACUGAGUUACCAGAGGAGGCGCCAUAUAUGUCGGGAUCAGUCAGACUUACAGGUACCACACCGGAGGAAUUCAUUAAAAAACCUUCCAAUGGAGAGAGUCCGUACACAAAGUUCCGACUGCGGAUGAAGGACAAGCUGGGGGUUCCAUCAAUUGACAACGUCCAGAUAAUCUCUGUUUUAAAGUCCACUGUCGAUGACGUGGAUUACACAGAUGCAAGAUUUGCUGCUUACGGAUCUCCAUAUUUCCAGGGAAGUCAGUUAGACGGAAUCGUGAACCAGUACAGAAAUGAGUUUCAACAAGACACCGGUGCCACCAUUGCUAUGGUUGGAAUUGAUAUGUGUUACCGCGAAAUCUGUGAAGGAGGAGGAUGUAACAAUAAACUGAUUGUAUACGACGAGCCAAACAUGGUGACAACUAAUGGACAGUCUGUGGUGGGCGUCAAAACCAGUGUUGUUGCUGAAUGUGCCUGUACGGUGUCAACCAAUGUCAAAUCCUGUACCCCAAACUACUGUUUGAACGGAGGGACUUGUAAAAUGAAUGCCUGGGAUGUGAUCAGCUGUGAGUGCUUGGCAGGAUUUGAUGGACCUCGCUGUCAGGUGACCAAGCAGGGCUUUGAUGGUACAGGGUAUGCCAUUUACGAACCUCUACAACAGUGUGAAAAUUCCCUCACCAGCAUCGAAAUCAUCACCACAAAGGCAGACGGUCUGAUCCUGUACAGCGGACCUGUAACGACUCUGGAUCCUAAUGCUCCUCAAGAUUUCAUGUACCUUCAGUUAGCCGGAGGUUAUCCAGAACUGGUAAUGGACCAUGGAUCAGGAAGCGUGACCUUGACCCUGAAUGGUAGGGACUCCAAGGGUGUUCUAAAAAUGAGUUCACUCAAUGAUGGAAAAUGGCACAAGAUUGAUAUCAGAAGGCAGGGCAAGUUUGUGACACUGACUGUGGAUCAUUGUCUGUCAGCUGACAGUCAGGAUGGUGAGAACCAGGACAGAACUGCCUGUGAGAAUAGUGGAUCCACUCGUGGAGAGCACAUCUUCCUGAACGUGAAUGCCCCAUUACAGAUGGGUGGGCGGUACAUCAGUCCCGCCUAUCCUGCUGGUGUCAGUAACCAGAAAUUCAAGGGCUGCGUACGAAACAUGAGACACAACGGGGAGUUGUAUAACCUCUACACCAAGAACUUUUAUCCCGGAAGUCGUGACGGCUGCCCGGAGGAGGACAAUGCCUGUGAAAGCCCAGCCAAUCAACCAAAGAAAUGUGGAGAAGAAGGAAAGUGUGAACUGGUGGCCCUCCCACAAUCCAUCCGCUGUAUCUGUAACCCAGGUUACCGCGGAACCACCUGUGAACUGAAGACCACUGAGAAGUUUUUCCAGACUCAGAGUUACAUGGACUGGAUGUUACAAAAGCAGUUCAUUGACAGCCUCGUCAGUAGGACAAUGGACAUCCAGCUGAUGUACAGGACACGUGACAAAAGUGGCAUGAUCUUCCACGUCACUGGCGAGGGCAUUGGAGAGUUCAUUAAACUAGAGAUUGUAGAGAAUGUAAUACAAGUCCUAUAUAACCUUGGAGAUGGGAACAAAGUCCUUCAGAUGGUCAAUGUGACUGCAGCAGAUGGAUAUUGGCACACCCUGUACUUCCGUCGUCAGGGACGAAGCAUUAUCCUAUCACAAGAUGGAGGUGAAGGCCCAUUGUAUGUAGAGACAACUGCUGACUCUAAAUAUCAGAGUCUCGUCGUCAAAAACACCCAGGUAUAUGCGGGAGCAGAGGUCAGCUAUGAACACUCAAAGACUAUUGAUCAGACUAAUCCCAAGGACCUGGAAAACUCCUGUUUAACUGACAUCCGUAUGGAUAUGAAAUGGUUCCCGGUGACUUCAGCAGAAAACAACCAGAAUUCUAACGUAAAGAUGGUGACGGAGACAAGGACAACGAAUGAUUGUAGUCGUGAUGACUGCAAUGGAAAUACGUGUGCAACAUAUGGGAAGAUUUGUUUCCCCUUGUGGGGUCUUCAUAAGUGUGUGUGCCCAGAACACCACCAAGAAAUUGGAGCUACCUGUGUGUUCAUUGACUACUGCCAGAACUCACCCUGUCACCACCAGGCAACCUGUGUCUCUGACAAAUCUAACGCUGAGCACGGCUAUUACUGUCGAUGUUCCCCCAACAUGGAGGGGCGAUUGUGUAACGUUUACAAAGAACCCGUUGUGUCUGAUGCUGGGAACUCGGACUGGGUCAUUGGACUGGUCAUCGGUCUGAUAAUCCUAGCCAUCAUUGUGGUGGUAAUUGUGGCUUUCCUCCUUGUGAAAAAACAAAGAAGGGCAGCUGAUCAGAAAAAUAUAAUGAAUUAUGAGAAAGAAGACUAUGACAUUCGUGAAAAUAUUGUUGAUUAUGACGAGGAUGGCGCAGGUGAGGAUGAUCACGAAGGUUAUGACAUAAAUCGCUUGAGAAAGCCGGCAGACAUGACACGGAUGGAUAAACCAAUCAUGGCCUCUCACAGUCGUCCUCUGAAAUCUGGCCAACCGGCAGGCACUAUUGGCAACUUUAUCACAGAUCGUCUUGACGAUGCAAAUGAUGACCCUGAUGCCCCGCCCCAUGACACGCUGCGUGAUUUCCAGUAUGAGGGGGAGGGAAGUGAUGCAGGCUCCCUGAGUUCGCUAAAUACGACGUCUUCCGGAGGAGAUCAAGACUACGAUUUCCUGAACGAAUGGGGACCAAAAUUCUCAAAAUUGGCAGACAUGUACAAUAAUUACGAUGAUGAUUCUGACUGAUGUGGAUAAAGUUGUGAAAUUUUUUUAUGUCUUAAUAAUUUGAUCAUAAUGAUGGUUCUUCAGCUAUGCCUGGAAAUAACAAGGAAGAAAAAAAUUGACUUAAAAACCAUCUGGCCAAAUGCAGAAAAUUUAUGAGUGAUUUUUACUUAUUGGAGAAUGUAUAUACAAAUCUGUAAAAGAUUAUGAAAAUCAAACUCAAUAAUAGCCCUUUGCGUACUCCAUAUUGUUAAUCAGAAAUUGAUUAAAUUUAAUUAUGCACCAUUUUGAAACUUUAGCUAGAAAAUACUCAUUUUUUUUUUUACACAUUAGUAUGAGAUUCAUAUUGAACACGACUCAAAAUCAAAUUUUUUUGUGUAAAUGUUUUAUACAAGGGUAUUUUUUUGUAUUGCAUAAUCCAUUGUAAAUGGAUGAAUUUAUGUUAUAUUUUUGUCUUAACCAGUCCAACUGUCUCUUAUGACACUAAUCUAUAUCGAGGUUUCCCAGUAUCCAUGUGUAAGUGAAGGUCAUGGGACUAGAUGUCAUUGUCAUGGUAACCUGCACAAUGUAAACAAACUGUGAUAACCAGGCAUUGUGUUUUUACCUGUGUAUAUAUCAGUAUCAGUGCUGUAUACAUUUUCUAUCACGACUCAUUGUAUGUGUAGUUUGUACAAAGGAAAAUAAAGGAUGUAUUUUCAUAUUCCGUUUUGUAAUGGGCCAUUGGCCAGCACAUAUAGCAUUGAUCAUGUCCAUUUGCAUUUGUCCUGGUAUGCAUGUAGCUUAUUUUCGAAGAUGGCUGAUUUCAUACAAACUUUAUUCAGAUGCAUCUUUACGCAAGCAUUUCCACCACGCCAAAAGUGUGUUUUGUCGCGUCUGUUUGACCUUGUUAUUCCAUAUUAAUGCAGACAAUUUUUACAGUUAAAUAAGGGUCAUUUUCUUCUGUAAGAAACUCAAAAAUACUCACAAAACAGAAAUGUUCACCUUUUACUCAACAUCUCUUUAUCUAUAGUGGGCCAUUGUGUUCUAUGGGGUUCUAAAGAGGUUAUUUUAAAAUACCAAGUACCGGUAUGUGAAAGCCAUGUGCGAAUGUGUUUAUCAGAUUAUGUACCUAUUCUUCCAAACAAGAUCAUUUCCUUGUCUUUGAGCAGCCUGUGAAUGAUUUCACAUUACUCAUAAACUAGCUGGGGUUGUGGUCACUUCUUUUUUCCAAUAGAAAUCCUCGCUUGGUUUGAGUUAGUACAUACGAUACCGUUUUCAGGAUACAUUCCAUUUAUCCAUAUCAAAGUUUUUUUUGUUGUAUAUUGUAUGUAAGUUUAUGCAAUUUUAUUGUCACACAAAAUGAUCACUGAUCUAGUUAAAAUGUCAUAAUAUAUUUCUAAUGUUUCAUAUCAUGUAAGUUAUUGUCAACAAAAAGUAUUUUAGAAAAUAAAUUUUUUUUCUAUGUAAUAAUAAA